CUUUACAGGUUAGCUAGACUCGUAUCCCUGAGCAUGUGUUCCAAUGUAAUCACUGAAUCGAACAGAUUAAGGUAUGUAAACAUGUGCCCUUUAUAGUGCCACUGUGUGGUCGAUGUGCUUAAAUAUGUUGAGUCUUCACAGUGUUUGGAACAUGUGUACCAAGUUGUUACAAUAUGAAUAUCCGUGACUGAUUUAUAUGCAAUUAUGUGCCAGACCACACCCAUGUGAAUGCUUACUGGUCAAUAGCGGCCAUGUUGUCUUAGGUACUAGUCUGGAAAAUGUUGUGUUGGGAGAACUUUGUACAUAGAUGCCACAUAUGAAGUUACAUACAGAUUGGUCAUUCGGUGCCAGAGGAGAAGCUUUUAAAGUAUUUUUCACAAAAUAAAAAUGGCGGAAAAUCCAUCAUGGCAGACCUUAUGGGUCCUUGAGGCAAAUUUGUUCAUUGUGAGGAGCGGGACCUACGUACCGAAUUUCAUGACUAGGUCAAACGGGGUAAGGGUCAAAGUGGGACUGCUGUACGGGGACAUCACCAGCAAAAUCCUUGUAAAUGGGCAUCUGUCAAAAGCAGUGGGAGUACACUGCGGCGUCCGUCAGGGCUGUCCGUUAUCUCCUCUUCUGUUCGUAGCCUGUAUUGAACCACUGGCACAGGUCUUGAGAAGGGACCAAGGGAUCAGUGGGGUGGGUAUCCCGGGGAGUGGGGGGAUGACCGCCAAGUGCGUCUUUUAUAUGGACGACGUCAACAUUUUAUGUACCGACCUUUUAUCUGUCGACAGGACUCUGGACAGGACUGACUGGUACGGACGAGCCUCUGGGGCGAGACUGAACAGAGACAAGACAGAGGCCCAAUUCUUCGGACCGUGGGCAGACCCAGACUUGACCAGACUACCUCUGACAGUUAAACUGACGGACAUAAGGGUACUGGGGGUAAAGUUUGACCGGGGGGGAGGAGGGAGUGGUAACUGGAGUGGAAUCCUGGGGACUGUAAGACAGAGACUGGGUUUUUGGGGACUACGACAGCUGACUUUUGAGGGCAAGGUUUUAAUCAUUAAAGCUGUGAUUUUACCUGUGCUUUUAUUAAUCAGUUCUGUUUUUAUCCCCCCUCGAAGGAGUAUUUUAGACCUGGAGCGAAUGCUUUUCUACUUCCUGUGGGGAGGCAAGUGGGAGAGGCUGAGGAGGGAGGUGGUCAAGAGGCCCAGGUCCAAGGGGGGGAAAGGCUUGCCUGACCUCUACUUGUUCCUGGGCAGCCGCUACACAGCGUUACAUCUGACUCUUGCCACCUCCCCGGUCAACAACAAGACUCAGGCCCUCGCACGGUUCUGGCUGGGAUCAUACCUCAGGACUCUGAGGCUGAUCCCAGUCGACCUGCGAGCCCCAGUCUCUUUCCUGCUACCCCCGCCCUACGUCCAGCUCCAGAAGUUAAGACAUUUUAAACUGGAAAAAGAAACAGUCACGGUCUUAACAAAACACCGCUCUCUUCUCUCUCUUGUGCAGGAGCGGGAACCAGUAUGUCCAGUGCGCGGGCUCGCUAUAGGUGAGCCCACAACGGUUUGGCGCAACGUGGCCCAUCCUGCUCUCCUGAAUCGGCAUCGGGACCUGUCCUGGAUGGUCGCCCACGAGAUCCUCCCGGUCAGGGCCGUUAUGCACUCACGGGGCAUGGCGAGGACAUCCGCGUGCCCCCGAACAGGCUGCGGCCAAGAAGAAUCGGUGAGGCACAUGCUCUGGGAGUGCAGAGCCGCCAGGGACCUGUGGAAGGAAGCAGGCCCCCUGAUUACCUCGUGUCUGCCAGCAGGGGAGGACCUAACACCUCAGCUCGUGCUGUAUGGGGUGGGCCGAAGGCCCAUUUCAUCGAAGACCUUCACCAAGCUCUGGCCCACCCUCACGUGCCUGAAGGAAGCACUGUGGUCCUCCCGCAACCUGCUGGUAGCGAAGAACGUAGAGACCACCCCCCAGGCAGUGGCCAUGGUAGCCACGGAAGCCCUGGGGUGGUACGAAAGGAAGGGGGCCUCGACCCCAGGCGAAGGGUCCCCCACAACACCCUAGGUCCCGGCGGCCACGGCCUGACAGCGCUGCGGCGCCUAGGGCGAUGCGCCUAGGGGAGGGAUCUCCUCUGUGCCCCGAAGGAUGGGACGAUGGUCUAUUCAGAAGAGCAGGAUGAGGUGAGCUUGAUAAAGACUCACCCCGCUCCUGUACAAGGGACUGAAGACAGCUUUUUAACAAAGUGGCUUUUUAACAUGUUUUUCAUGUCUUAAAAAUGUUUUAGCUUUGUUAGAUCAUUAGUACACAUUUUAAAUGGCUUCUACAGAUUUGAUAUUUUUACAAGGAAAGUACUUUUACUCAUGGUUGUUUUAACUAAUUGGUUUUAACAACAUGUACUUUUUAACAAAUUUAAAUGUAACUUUCAAAUGCUGUGUUUUAUGCCUUGUUGCCGUUUUUAUGUGUGUAAAUGAUGUAAAAAAUGUAUGAGCUGUUUUUAAAGGAAUUGUGCCAAUAAAACUUUUCCAAAAGAAAAAA
Molecule: messenger RNA, 2511 nt
Organism: Oncorhynchus kisutch (coho salmon)
Lineage: Eukaryota; Metazoa; Chordata; Actinopteri; Salmoniformes; Salmonidae
Exons: 1
Coding region: 388-2040 (550 amino acids)
Source: RefSeq, a predicted model, not a curated record